CUUCAGGUGUCGUUCCUCUCACGACUUCACGCUGCCGCUGGGGAGGCGUGCCUUCCUUGCCAGACGAGCCUCGUCGGGUGGCUCACCCAAUUAGUAAAGCAGACAGAACAAUAUAAAAUCAAUCUUUACUGAAAAAAACCAGAACCUGAUUAAGAACAAAUUUAAAAGCUGAGUCUUAAAAGGUUUAGAACGCCACAGAGAGAAGCUGAAAGCUGCAGACAAAACAUUGAAAACCCCCUCUAAAAGAUGGGUCUUUAGCUGGUUGGUUGGUUGUUUUUAAAUUCCUGAGGAAAAUGGCUGGGUGAAGCUCCUUCAGAAGGCGUUGCAAAAUUCAAGCUCCACCAACCGAAAAUCAUGCUGACUUAAAGAUAAAACAGCCCUGCUAACUGGGCAAAGAAGAGGCACUAAAGUGGGAGCUCUCUUGGUUGGGGGAAGCAACUUGUCCCUAUUCAGCCCCCCAAAACAGCAUCCAUGGAGUCUUGUUUGUGAGGCCUUCAGGGCAGAGAACCAUCUUUUUUUAUAUAUGAAAAAAAGUAAACUUUGCUUUGACAAACUUUGCUUUUGUGACGAAAAGCAGUAUAUAAACUGUAUUUUCUUCUUCCCAACAAUUAGAUUCCUGCACUGUAUAAUCUAAUAACCUUAGUGCUUAUACAGCUACAGCGGCGUAACUAGGUUGGAGUGGGCCCUGAGACAAGAUUCUUAAAUGCCCCCCGCCGUCACCGCUUACCUCUCCUUCCUCUGGCCCGAUGUCUCUGCUAACUAUCCCAACUAGUUGCAAGGUAUAGAUAACACGAAAGCAGAACCAACUAAUACAACAGUGAGUGAGUGAUACGGAAAACACACACGUUGAUUUUGUAUUGGUUUAUACAUAUUGGGUUCGUUUGCGUUCAUUGCGCUGUUGGUGCAAUGAUAGGAAAGUUUUGGAGUUGCACGGUGAAAGGCACAGAGGCCUCUUACUGUGCAAGAGAUGAGGGCAUUCCUUCCUUUCCAGGGGUUGCACAUAAUCCAUGAAGGCGUGUAAGGAUUUGGAGGCACUUCUGGACAGUUCUGGAGUCCUCCUCCGAGCGGUUUGUUUGUGAACGGUUUUGUUUGCAGGCGGUUUGUUUGCAGGAGUCCGCUUGCUUGCCAGGGGCUUGUUGGAGGAGUAAAGGGGUAGAUUGUGAUCAGAUGCUUGUCAAUGCUGGUUCUCCCGUCCCCCACAUCACCCUCAAAGAACCAUUUAUGAAUGUAACUUGUUGAAUCUGCCAAAUGAUGGAGGAAAUACAAGUGUGAGGCAGUGGUUUGUUUGCGAGCGGUUUUGUUUGCAGGCGGUUUGUUUGCAGGAGUCCGCUUGCUUGCUCAGCCAGCCAAUGGAUGGGGAUUUGGGGAAGGAGGAGGAGCCCCCACGAUGCAAAGGGUGGACUCGCGGAGACAAACAACAAGGAAAUAGGCGGCGCCAGAACAAGGAGGAGAAAAUUUUUUAAAAAUCAAUUCACAAGGAAGAUCGGGUAGGCGCUGGGUGGGGGAGAGCCUCUGAGGGCCCCCCCGAAGGCGGGGGCCCCUGAGACAAUGGCCUCCCCCUACCUAAUUGUAGUUAUGCCCCUGUACAGCUAACAGAACAGGGCUAAAAGCGAAGUAUAUCAUGAAUAAUAUGGAGAAAAUGAACGGAGGACAUAUUGAAAAAAGCAUCUAAUGUAGACAACACACAAAUAAAUUAAAAAAUAUAGCUAUGAUGAAGCAAAACACAAGAGUAUUUGUUCUUAAGAGUUAGGAAAUAUCCACUGUGCUCCUCCUGUCCUGGAAUUUGUUUGGAUUGCUACGUACCAGGCCACAGAGUAAUUGAUGUGAUGUUGCUCCUAGAGAUUGUGCUUUUUGUAAAGGCCAUUGCUGUUUUUUGGAACUCAAGCUUAUGGGAAUGGAAAGUUGGAAUUUAGAGGGAAGUGAGUGCCCCUCUAUCAGAUAAAAAGAGAAGACACAGGUGUUGCUCAGAAAGGAAAGUAGAAAACCUGGUUCAGAAGACAGAGCUGUAGCAAUGAUCUCCUGUUGGUCUUCCCUGUAUGUUUAUGUUUUCAUUCUCAUGGUGAGCCAGAGGACCUUUGCCUUGGACAAAUAUACUGCAGCAGUAUAUGAGCACUCAGUCAUACUGCCAGACAGCACUGAAAAGCCUGUUUCUUCUGAAGAAGCUUUAAAACUGAUGAACAAAAAUAUUGACAUUUUGGAAGAGUCCAUCAAAACAGCAGCAAAGCAGGGUGCACGCAUCAUUGUGACUCCUGAAGAUGGCAUCUAUGGUUUUCGCUUCACAAGAGAAACAUUUUAUCCCUACCUUGAAGAUAUUCCAGAUCCGCAAGUGAACUGGAAUCCAUGUAUUGACCCAGAAAGAUUUGGAUUUGCCCCCGUCCAAAAGAGACUGAGCUGCCUGGCAAAGAACAACUCUAUCUAUGUGGUUGCCAAUAUUGGAGACAAGAAGCCUUGUAAUUAUGCUGACUCCAAGUGCCCCAGUGAUGGUCACUAUCAGUACAACACAAAUAUUGUCUUUGAUUCAGAUGGAAAACUGGUGGCACGUUAUCACAAGUUCAAUCUCUUCAUGUCCGAAGUCCAGUUUGAUUCCCCUAAAGAGCCUGAAUUUGUGACCUUUGAUACUGCCUUUGGGAAAUUUGGCAUUUUCACAUGCUUUGAUAUACUGUUUCAUGAUCCUGCCGUGGCUCUGGUGAGCAAGCACCAUGUGGACACGAUCCUCUUCCCUACAGCUUGGAUGAACGUUCUUCCACAUUUAACUGCUAUUGAAUUCCAUUCAGCAUGGGCUAUGGGCAUGGGCGUCAAUCUGCUGGCAUCUAAUACUCAUCAUCUUGGCAUUAACAUGACAGGCAGUGGUAUCUAUGCACCAGAUGGAUCCCGAGCAUAUCAUUAUGAUGCAAAAUCUGAGAAAGGCCACCUUCUGGUUGCAGAACUGUAUUCCCACCCUUCACUUUCUCCCACCUACCUUCCGACAAUUAACUGGAGUUCAUAUGCCACAACGAUCAAGCCAUUCUCUGAGAACCCUAAUUUCACAGGAAUUGUUUUCUAUGAUGAAUUCACCUUCUCUGAGCUCACCAGAGAAUCUGGCAAUCUUACAGUGUGCCAGAAAGAUUUUUGCUGCCAUUUGAGUUACAGGAUGACAGAACUGCGAGAUGAUGAAGUUUAUGUACUAGGUGCCUUUGAUGGACUUCAUGAGACUGAAGGCGAAUAUUACUUACAGAUAUGUACGUUGCUGAAGUGUAGAAGUACAGAUAGGCAGACUUGUGGCCAGCCAGUGACUACUGCCUAUACCCAUUUUGAUGCGUUUAGUCUCAGUGGCACCUUUAGCACUAACUACGUCUUCCCAGAAGUCCUGCUCAGUGGAGUUCAGCUGGCACCCGGAGAGUUCCAGGUUUUGAGCGAUGGGCAGCUGAUCAGUCAGAAUCGUACAUCAAAGCCAGUGUUAACGGUGACACUGUUUGGGAGAUGGUAUGAGAAAGAUCCACCAGUCGGUCUUGGCCUCUCUUUUUCCCUUUCUGCUGUGUGCCUGGCCUUCACCUUUGCUUUCAGCCAGUUACCUUAGGGUUCAGCAACUGGGCAGGCGAGGCUGUCCUAAUGGGUUUCUUUUAGCUGAGCUAGAUUCUGCAGUCCAGCUGCACACCCACAAAGGAAAUCUUAACCACUGACAAUAAUAUAUGAAUACUGUAUCAAAAACAACAACAUCCUUCUUAGAAUAAUUUCUUUGAAACACAAAUAAUUCAUUAAAUUUAGACUAAAUUCUUUACUGCUUUGCUGGAAUGAAACCAGUUCAGAUACAGUCAGGGAACACAUGUCAGUUAUCCAAAAUUGUAGAUCCAGAGUAAAUUUGGAUCCUUGUAGCAAUUCCCCAAGCUUGAAGAGUCCAUAAUUCUUGAUAUAAGGAUAAAUUCCUUAUACAGGAAUAUGACUCCAAAGAACAUGAACAUCUUUAACUGACAAUGAUCGCUGUAAAGUCAUGUUUACAAUCUUAUGAACUUCAAGCCAAAAUGCAACAAUUACAGGACAGGACCAGACCAUAUGAGUAUUCCCACAUCCAAAUUACAUCUCCAGCAACUAGAAGUCUGCAGCCAGUCCUUAUUAAAUAUUCUCUGAAGUGUCCAAUAAAUACAAUAUAAAUGUUUAUGUUGUAUUAACCUCAUUUUUAGAUCCAAAGAAAAAUGCUUCACUGCCUUCAAGGCAGCUCACCAUAGGUUUGGAAGAAUAGGAUACUCAAGUUCAUUAUUCCAAAGAUCUCAAAUGUAAUCUGUAUCAAUCUUGACUAUAUCUUUAAGUUUUUGAUAAAGGAGAGUUACUGGUUUUGGUGGCUCUGAUAAAUGCUCCAAAUAUAACAACAGAGAUUGAGUUUCAGAAGCAGCAAUUGCGUCAUGACCAAAAAGUUGUUCUAGCAAAUGUUUUAAAUUGAAUCUUGAGAAGAACCCACUAUUAAUAUUUAAAUAUAUAAAACACCUCAGCAGGUGUAUCUCUUACUGUGCACAACACUUCCUCUCAGCAAGUGUUGAGGAAAAGGCCCCAUUCUUGCCCUACAAAAAGGGGAAUUGGUACUACAUCCAAACAGCAUGGUAACCUCUUUGACUUCCAUCGAUAACUUAUUUUGAGAAUAAAACCACAGCUGAGCAUGUUAACUGGUAAUGUAUAAUGGCUGACAUACUGCUUAGUGAGUUGUGAAUACAAGAGGGAUCAGUGCUCACUGCUUUUAAACCACCCUUCAGUACAUUGGCACUGCUAGUGAUGACAGGGGCUCCUUCAUGCCACCAACACAUUAAGGCUGUUCACACGACCCUGUAUAGCUGGGGAGCAGGAGGCAGCAGGAUUGCUCUUACUUCUCUCCCCCCACCCCCCGAUUAUCUCUUAAUUUUCCUUAGGCUGCACAGCUCGCACUCCCACAGGAGUGGCGCUGCCUGGAGCUGAAUGGCCAUCUGGUGGACGGGAAAACAAAGCCCAGCCUCCAGAAAUCCCUCAAUGCACUGUGAGGAGGCAGGCAGAUGAAGCAGAAACACGACCGGGAGCUGAGGCAGAAGGGCACACUUGUGCCCUUUUAAGGGUGUGCAGAACCAGUUCUAUUCUAACCUUGUUUGAAUAGGCCUGACCCAAAAAAGGGGUGCUGCUCCAAGUUUGAGCUGAACCAGCCCGAGUUCUAAUGAACCAGUUUGGGGACAUGCCUGUAAAGGGGAAUCCAAUGAGGAUUCCCCUUUACAAGCAAAGGAGGAACCCUGCCUACCUAAAAAAAGAAAAUCCUAAUAGCGGUGGGUGAGAGGGCAUCUGUAGUCUGAGGAGGGCAGUGGCAUGCCAGCUCCUCUCCAGACCAGGACUGGUGCUCCAGCAUGGCCCAGUUCUGGCUUCAGUGCGUACGGUUCCAUCAGGAACUGGACUGUGCGGAGCGCCGGUCCUGGUCCAGAGAGGAGGAGCAACACCACCACUGCCCUCCUCAAACUACAGAUGUCCUCUCACCUGCCCCAUAAGGAUUUUUUUUAAAGUAGGUAGCCCCCCCCCGCACUUGUAAAGGAAUCGUCACUGGAUUCCUGUUUACAGGCAUGCCCCCGUGAACCAUCGAACUAGUUCCAAACCAGUUCAGCUCAGUUUGCCACUCGAACCGAACUGGGGACCGGUUCGACUCAAACUGGCUUACUGUCCAGUUCGAAUUCAACUUGAACUGAACUGCCAGAAUUUAAUCGUGCACACCACUAGCACCCUUCAACCUCCAUAAUAGCCUGGGACAAAAACUCAGGCUACCCGGCGGGGCAGCAGUGGGAUCAGGCCAAUCCCUGCACUCCUCACGUGCCGCCCUACCUGGGUAGGGCUGUUCAUGUGAACAGCCUCAUUGUUUCCAUUAUUCAUUGGGAAUGAUGCGAGUAGGUUGCACUGCAUGUUGGUGGCACGGAGGAGCCCACACUAUUUUAAGCAGUACCGAUGGACUGGUAAGUAGCUCGCUGUGCAGUAUGUCAGCCAAUAUGAAUAGUGAAGGAUUCUAUUAUUGGAUAUAUAGAUUGAUUUACUAUUAAUUUAAUAAUCCUAGUAAUACAGCAUGAGCAGAAUAGAAAGCCAGAGGGACAGCAAAUAGUUGACCUUAGAUAAGAAGUGAAGUUAGAACAGGCUUCUGGGGGUGGGACUGGGGAGAUAUUCAUAAUCACCAGCAGAAUACCAGAUAUGUGAGGAAAGACAGCUAGGAGCAGCUGGUAGAACAUCUGUCAGGAAACUGCAGAGAAUAUGAGAGGACAAGAUCAAGUUACAGUAGAACAAAGAGAAAGAGGAAGCUAGUGAGAUCCAAGGAGUGCAUUGGGUGUGGUACUCCAGCUUGGCUCCAAGAAAACGGGAAGUGAUGGCUCAGACAGGGAAUUUGUAGAGCACCCUUAGUAGUGAGUUAGGAGUGAUAGAGUCGUUCUCCUCAGAGAACCAAUCCUCUUUCCCAAAGAUUUGGUGAGUAGGAAUGAUCCAUCUUAAAGCUAUCUGGCCAGAUACCAGAUGGUUGAGUGUUGUUGACAGAGAACUCUUACACAAUGGAACAGAAUACUAAAUGGCUUAAAGAUAUAUGCAAUUUGCUGCUUCUAAACCUAGCAUUUUUUGAGUGACUUGUGUAUUGCUUCAGGGUUUUAAGCCCCAUAUCACAUAAAAUUGUUGUACAAUAGCUUUGGCCAAUACUAAAUAGGCUAUGAUAGCUUAGGCUAAAGUUUUUAUCUGUCUUUUAAAUUGGGAUUUCCUUUCUAUUCUUAACUCUGCCACCUAAUUUAUAACUGGCAAUAUAACUCUCUGAAAUAUUUGACCACUAAUGUUAAGAUUUAACUAUCAUCGAUCUCAUCUUUUAAGUAUUAAAACUUACUUUUGUGUUGUGAUCUCUUUAUAUUUUUUAUUUCUUGAUUCUGUUAAGUCUGACUUUUGUUUAUAAGGGAUUUAUGUGCUAUGAUAGUCAAUUUUGCUGUAACCCUUAUUCUCGUGAGCAAUCAUUGUAUAAUUUAUUCUCAUUGUAACCUGCAUGCUUGGACUACUCAGUACAAUUUGUUAACCUUUUAA
Hemicordylus capensis (graceful crag lizard) is the source of this 7017-nucleotide messenger RNA. RefSeq names its product pantetheinase-like. Lineage: Eukaryota; Metazoa; Chordata; Lepidosauria; Squamata; Cordylidae. The record is from RefSeq and is a predicted model, not a curated record. Gene Ontology annotation, molecular function: hydrolase activity, acting on carbon-nitrogen (but not peptide) bonds, in linear amides. The transcript has 8 exons. The coding region runs from base 2012 to 3556 and encodes 514 amino acids.